Messenger RNA from Quercus lobata, 6008 nucleotides. Its product is annotated as putative disease resistance protein RGA3. NCBI's taxonomy places the organism in Eukaryota, Viridiplantae, Streptophyta, Magnoliopsida, Fagales, Fagaceae. Bases 101 to 3106 code for a protein of 1001 amino acids. Gene Ontology annotation, molecular function: ADP binding. The transcript has 7 exons. The record is from RefSeq and is a predicted model, not a curated record.
UCAUUCUGAGGUUGUUGGAAGGGAAGAUCAUGUCUCCAAAAUAGUAGACUUGCUGCUUAGUGCAUCCAAUCAAUAACUCUCGGUCAUUCCUAUUGUAGGAAUGGCAGGUUUGGGAAAGACAACUUUAGCAAAACUAGUUUACAAUCAUGAGCAAGUAAAGAGACAUUUUGAUGCUACAAUAUGGGUUUGUGUCUCCAAUAAUUUCGACGAUAAAAGGAUUUUGAGAGAGAUUCUUGAAUCCCUUACCCAUGAAUCAAGUACACUAGAAAAUAAGAAUGCAAUUCUUGAAUGUCUUCAAGAACAGUUGCAAAGUAAAAGAUAUCUUCUAAUACUUGACGAUGUAUGGAAUGAAAAUCCACAGGAAUGGAAUACAUUUAAGAGUUGUUUGUUGAAAAUUUGUUCAAAUCCUGGAAAUAACAUUAUUGUAACAACUCGUAGUGAAAAGGUGGCAAAAAUUAUGGAGACACUUUCACGAUGCAACUUGGAAAAAUUAUCAAAAGAUGAAUGUUGGUCCAUAAUCAAGAAAAUAGUAUCAGCAAAUGAAAGAAUUCCAUUAACUCCAGAUUUGGAUGCUGUUGGAAGGAAGAUUGCUAAAAAAUGUGGAGGAGUUCCAUUAGUUGCAAGAGUUUUAGGGGGAACAAUGUUGCAUAAAAGGGAGAAAAGUCAAUGGUUGGCAAUUCAAAAUAAUGAAGUUUGGAAUUCCCUACAUGAUAGCAAUGAAAUGUUACCAAUAUUAAAAUUAAGUUUUGAUCAUCUUCCAUCACCAUCUUUAAAACAAUGCUUUGCAUAUUGUUCAAUUUUUCCUAAAGGUUAUGAUAUGAACCAGAAAGAAUUAAUUCAAUAUUGGAUGGCCGAAGGGUUCCUUCAACCAUCUCAAGGAAAUGGUUUGGUGAUGGAGGAUAUUGGUUACAUGUAUUUUGAUAUCUUGUUAGCAAAUUCCUUAUUCCAUGAUGUGGAAAAGGAUUUAUAUGGCAAUAUUACGCAUUUUAAGAUGCAUGAUUUGGUGCAUGAUCUUGCCCUCUCAAUUUCAAAUUUUGAAACCGUGAUUUUGAAGGGCAAUUCAGUGGAUGACAUUAACCAUGUACGGCGUGUUUGCAUCCAAUCUGAUGGGGAAAUGGUGCCAAGAAUUCCAUUUUCAAAAGACCAUGUUAGAAGAUUGCGCACAUUUACUUCAGAAAAUGUUCCAUUUGAAAUCUUGUUAUCAAAUUUUGAAUGCUUACGCGUUCUAAAGUUAUUCGGGCCUAAGAUAAUAGAGCUUUCAAAUUCAAUUGGUCAGUUAGUACACUUGAGGCUUCUCCAUAUCUCAAUGACCAACAUCAUAGAAUUACCAAAGACAAUCACCAAGCUCUACAAUUUGCAAACUUUAAGAAUUGAAAAUUGCCGUCGUUUCAAAAAGCUUCCAGAAGAUCUGAAAAAAUUGGUUAAUUUGAGACAUAUUUGUGUUGAUUAUGUUGUUUACAUUCAGCAACCACCAAGAUAUAUGGGACAGUUGACUUGUCUACAAACUUUGAAAUUUUUCAAUGUGGGUCAAGAUGCAGGUCAUCAAAUCGAAGAAUUGGGACGCUUAAAUGAACUUAGUGGAGAAUUAAUCAUCAAAAGUCUAGAGAAUGUGAAGGAUAGAGAAGAAGCAAGAAGUGCAAAUUUAGCAGAGAAGGCCAAACUCCACCAGUUGAGGUUUCACUGGAGUGGUAGUUCAUAUAGAGAAGUCAACUACCAUAAUGAUGAAGAAGUGUUGGAAGGCCUCCGGCCUCAUCAAUAUUUGAAAAGCUUAAUGAUUGAUGGUUUUGGAGGAAAGAAAUUCCCUUCAUGGAUGUUGACAAGUUGUGGUGCUAUGGAUGCUUUGUUGCUUUUUGACAAUUUGAUCGAGAUAAAUUUAUUAAACUGCAGCAAAUGUGAAGAAGUUCCCAUCCUCGGGCAUCUACCCUGCCUUAAGGUUCUUCAAAUAAAGAAAAUGGAUAGGGUGACAUGUAUAGGAAUCUCAUUUUACAGCAUUUAUAGCGAUGACAAUUAUAGAAAUAUAUUGUUCCCGGCAUUAAGAAGACUCAAAUUGGAGAAAAUGAACAGCCUAGUGGAGUGGAAGGAUGUUAUGGAAGUGACAACAAAAUGUGUAGUGUUUCCUUGCCUUGAGGAGUUGAUCAUUGGAGUGUGUCCACAACUGAAAAGUGCUCCUUUUCAUUUUCCGUCUCUACAGAAAUUAAAGAUUUCCAAAAUAGGCAGCACAGCAUUGGAAAUGAUUUGUAGAAAGCUUACCACUCUCACGUCCCUAUGUAUUUCUUAUGUGUCAGAACUUGCUUUUCUGCCAAAGCAACUUUUUAGUACCUCUCUCCGAUCACUACAGAUAGAAGAUUGUGAGAAACUGAGUUAUAUACCAGACACUGUACACACCCUGAUUUCCCUUGAGGAGUUGGUAGUAAAUGGUUGUCCUAGUCUAAAGUCUUUUCCAACAAUGCAAGGUGCUACAUCACUUCGACGCUUGGAGAUAUCAGAGUGUGGUGUUGAAGUUCUAUCCAUCGGGCUACAGUCCUGUUCAUCACUUUCAGAUUUAAGGAUAACAGAAUGUCCUAAUCUAAAAUCUAUUCCAAAUCUACGAGAAUUGCAUUCUCUUAGCCAAUUAAGAAUAAGCAAAUGCCGAAAGUUAAUGCUUCUGCCAGAGGGGUUAUUAGAUUGCCAAAACGGCUUGAUGUCUUUGGCGAUUGGUGGGUAUAGUGAGGAGCUAGAUGCUUUCCCCAGUCUCAGCUCCACUUCCAUCCAACACUCACACACGUCACUCAAAAUUCUAUAUUUGUAUGGGUGGGCUAAACUCAACUCUCUUCCGGAUGAAAUUCUAAGCUUCACUGCCCUUACAGAUCUGUGGAUAUUCAACUUCCAUGAAAUGGAAGCUUUGCCUGAGUGGUUGGGCAAGCUUUCUUCUCUUCAAAAACUCUAUCUUGUUGAUUGCAAGAACCUGAUGUAUCUGCCCACUGCACAAACCAUGCGAGGCCUCACCAAAUUAGAAAGACUGGAGAUUUAUAAAUGCCCCAAAUUAAAGGAAAGAUGUGCAAAGGAGAGCGGCACAGAGUGGCCCAAAAUUUCCCACAUUCCAGAUAUCUUCAUCCCAGCUGACUGAUGUCAAAGUGUAGCUGCACAGAUAAUGGAAUUAUCACUUCAAGAGCUGCAAAACAUAUUCAACAGCUCAUUGCAACGCAUCACCAAAUUAGAGAAUUAAUGUAUCAGAUGAGAUGCUGUUAUCAUGGCCUCACCCAGAGCCCUAUGUUCCAGUGACCUCAACACUUUACAGCUUGCUAAGUCUUGUUGUCUAAAAUAAGAGGCCAACCUGUUUGGGUGCUCCAAUUCAUACAAAAGUUAGAACGAUACUAGCCUACAUUGAGUGGAUAAGGCAAUGAACAUAUGUUUCUGUAAGCUGACUUUUACUUGCAAUUAUUCAAUUAGUACUAUUUGGUUUAGAAAUCAAUGUAUUACUCAGGAAGAGAGGUCAGCCAUGACAAACAUAUCUUACUGUGCUAUUAUUCGAUUUUAGUGGUAGUCUCUACACUAAAAUCCUCAUUGUCAAUAAUGAGUUGAAGCAAGAUACAAUAUGUAGUUUUCUUGAAAAAAGAUAGAACAUACAUGUAUGAAUGCUAAAUAUAAAUUGCUUACAUAAACUAAUUUUGCAGUCCACCCAAAAAAGUAGCAGUGAUUGUUAUUAAUUGAUAAUCAAGGCUGAAUCACAUUAUGCCUUGUCAAUAUUUUCAGCUUUAAGCUUUACUAUUACUGACUCUGUUACUUUAUCUUGUAACCUAAAGAACCCCCUAGUAAAUUUAAUUCAAUUCUUCCCAUGGCUCAAUUUAUGUUGAUUAUUUGUUUAUUCAGGUCCUGUAUUUGCAAAUUUACUAGAAUCUUUGGUAAAUGUAAACUUCACUUACCAAAAUACAUGAGCAACAAUACUCCAAAAUGGAAAAUAAUCUUCUACAUUGCCAAUAAAGAUACUAAAAUUCUACUUGAGGAACUACAUUAGAGAUACAACAUUUUCAAAGUCUUUGAAGGACACUUAAAGAGCCAACUAUUGGUUGAAAAUACAGUCACUAAGGUGCAAGUUCUUUCCUGAAGAGUUGAAUUUUAGGGAAGAAGAUUUGCUAAUUUCUUUAGCAAAUUAUGGAAGAAGUGCAAUCCUUGCCAAUAGAGAUGCUCUAUGUUGUUAGCUAAGUGGAAGGUCUGCCAAAGUGGUUGGAAAUUUAUUAGAAUUUCAAUACCAUCUGAUGCUCACUUUACAAAAAAAAAGCUGAAUAUUUCGUAGUGUUUACUGCCAGUGGUUAAAUAACAGACAUGGACAAUCCAAGAAUUUUAUAAUGCCAGGGAAUUAAUUUGAAUCCUAUCUUGUUGAAGUUCAUUAAUAUUUGUGAGUUUCCUCCAAUCUCAUGUUCUUCUCUUCUGAUGUGUCCCUUGAAUUUAUAAAAACUGUGAUUAAAAUGCAAUUGAACAAAAUGACUGUGUUCGUGAAGAUAAUUGAACUUAAUAAGUCAGGCACCAUCCUUUAUCUUCUAAUAUUUCUCCUUAAAUUCAUAUUCUUCUUUGUUAGGUUCAAAUUUUGUGGCAAAUUGUUGGUGGUCAGAGCUUGAGGACCCUGCACAUGUUUUGAUUGUCAUUGAAGUUGGAUUCUUGAAGGUUUUAUUAAUUUAUCUUUUUCUAUGCUGCUCAUAUUUCUUAUUUUUUUUCUUAUGCAUCUUCUAUGUAUUGGAAUUAAAUUAUGCAUCUUGGAGAUAUUUUCUUUCACACGUUUAAGACUAUAGAUGAGCCCAAUGAUAGAUAUUUGGUAAACUGUAAUGAAUGUUUUAUAUCUACUUUUGGUUUAUGUGGAGUUGUAUUGUUGUUUUCAAUAGACGGUGAAUCCCAAGCAUCACUAUUGUUGUCUAAUGCCUAGUAUGUUAGGACUAAAGAUCGAUUUCUGUUGGACAAGGCUAAAUGCUUAGGGAUUUUAUGCUUACCUCAAGUCUCUGCCUCAUCUACUUCAAUACACACCACCAUAAUAUUUAAACGUUAAAACCACAAAUUAGAAAGAAUGGAAUUUUUUUCUUCUGUAGUUGGGGAACCUUUCAUUUAUACAUCAUCUGUCUGUUAACAGUUGCAAGAAGCUAGAAUUUCUACCAGCACUGGAUGUGGUGCAAUGCCUCAUUAAAUUAAAGAUGCCAGUUAUUUUUCAAUGUUCCAAUAAAAGGCACAUUUGUUCAACGGGCCCUCAAUUUGCUUCAUUCCCUUCAAACUUCAAAGAUCUGAAAAAGGAUUUGAGCAAAGUGCUGUGAAAUUUUUUCAUUUGACUUGUCUGUAAAUGACCUGUUUAAUGUCCCCAAGCAAGAGGAACAACUUGAGAUUCAAAUGAAAAGAGAGCCUCUUUUAAUUUUAUGUCUGAUAUCAAGUUCUCAAAUUUCUGGUAAGCCAUAUUAUUUUUUCUGAGCUUCUUCUUCUUCUUUUUAAACUGUGUGAAAUUUCUGGUUGCUGGCCAAUUGUACUAACAUCGCAUCUAUAUCUGCAAAUGUUUACAAGUUUACUCUACAUGGUAGCACUACCUUUGUCAACCAACAAAAUAUCAAAUUCCUAACAGUUCAUCUACCUAUCAAAUCUUAUUCCAUUAUUAUGGCCUCACCUAGAGCCCUUUGUUCCAGUGACUUCAACACUUCAAUGCUUGCCAAGCCUUCUCUUCUUUUCAUUUUUGUUGUCUUAACUAAGAGGCCAACCCAUUUGGGUGCUCCAAUUCAUACAAAAGUUUGAAGGAUACCUGCCUACAGUGACUGGAUAAGGUAAUGAACAUUAGUCUCUGUCCCGAAGUAUUCUGAUUAUAAUCUCAGUUGAAUAUAAACUUCACUUGUUGAAGGCUGAUGUCACUUGCUGAUACUCACUCCUUAGCGCCGUUCUGCUCUUCAUUUUGUUGGGCUGAUAUCUUGGAAAACAUCAAAAGCUAAUGGCAAUCACAUCUGAAUGUGAAGUGUGGUGGUCAGUAGAGAAAUCAUUGCUGCAUGUAUAUAAGACUCCAAUCU